UUUUUUUGGUUGUCCAAGUCCUCUAGGGUUCUGCUCUUGGUCUUCUCCGAAAACUGAAGGGUUUAGUCCAAUUCCCAUUUUCUUCUUUAUCUCUUCUCUCGAGAAAGAGGUUAGUUUUCUCUUAUCCUUCUUCUGAUGCUACCUGGAACUGAAUCUCAUUUCAUUUGAUUCGAUUUCCAAUGUUUUAUUUUCUCUACAAAACCAUUCUCCACCAUGGGAGUGGGGGACAAACUACGGCUACUACACUCAUGCUAAAACACAAACAUUAUUUGCUUCAAAACCUGUUUAUGAAUGCCAGAUGUGUCUCCAGUGAAGCAAAUCCAAAUCAACAAUCAUUCCCAGUCUGUUACCUCAUAAAUAAAUGUGGGUUCUCUCUAGCAUCUGCUCUUUCAGCUUCUAAACGUCUCACUUUUGAAACCCCAGAUCAACCUGACGCAGUGAUUCACAUGUUCAAGCGCUAUGGUUUUUGUGAUGCCGAUAUCUUUAGACUAAUUAAAAGAUAUCCACGAGUCCUUUCGUGCAAUCCUGACAAAACCCUCUUUCCAAGACUCGAGUUUUUUUAUUCUAAAGGCAUGUCAAACGCUGAUAUUGCCCACAUUUUAAGCGGAUGCCCUCUUCUCUUAGGCAGAAGCUUGCAAAAUCAUGUAACUCCUAAUUUCAACUUACUUAGUGAUCUGCUUCUAUCCGACAGCAAAGUCAUUUCUGCUGCCAGAAAUGACCCGUUUAUUCUUUUUCGUCACGGUGACAGAUAUUUGAAACCUUUUAUCAACCUUUUGCAAGAUCAUGGAGUUCCCAGAACACAGAUUGCGUCCUUAAUUUGCAACUGGCCUAGGUCUAUCGGUGUAUGCCUAAAUCAUUUCAGAAAGUGCGUCGAGGAAGUUAGAGAAAUGGGUUAUGAUCCUUCUAGUGCAGAGUUUAUUAGAGCAGUGGUGGUAUUGAGUCAAUUGGGAAAAGCUGGGUGGGAAAGAAAGGCUGUUGUUUAUAAGAGUUGGGGUUGGUCUGAGAAAGACAUUCUUGUUGCUUUCAGAAAGAACCCGUGGAGCUUGAUGACAUCGGAGAGUAAGAUUAUGGCAGUGAUGAAAUUUUUCGUUGAGAAAAUGGAUUGUGAGUCUUUAUAUCUUGCAAAACACCCAAAUCUUUUGAUGUAUAGCUUGGAGAAGAGACUCAUACCAAGGGCUUUGGUUCUUCAUUUUCUGUUAAGGAAUAAGUUGAUUGACAAGAAGCCUAACUUGAAUACUUUGUUUGUGUAUUCUGAGAAGUUGUUCCUUGAGAAGUUCGUGAAUUGUUUUGAUGAAGCCCCCCAGCUAUUAAAGCUAUAUAGAGAUCAAUCAGAUCUUGCAAAAUGACAUGGAAAUGGAAUCGUUUUGUGGAAUUUCCCCCAGAUUUCCUUGGAUACUGUAAUGCGACUCCAAGGUCAGAGGAAGAAGGCGAAGAAGUGGCCUCAUGCAUGCCUGUGGCUGCUGAAUGAGACUUCUGGUACAAGCUUUGACGAAAACCACAGUGAGAGCUUCUUGCUUAUAAUAAAGGUAAAGCUUGCUUGCACUAGAACCCACCUUGUCCAUGUAAUCAAAAUUCAAAAUCCCACUCGCACCUGCCAUUCCCGAAUGAGCGAAAGGACCAAGAUGAGGAAUAUCAAAAAAUGGAUGGACCAAAAAACAGAAUAACAAAAAAUUAGAAGCAGAUUUCUAAAUUCCGUCUGCACAUUACACAAACAUAAAAAUGUCACUCUCUUGUCUAUCCCUUCUAUCAUUGUCCAGGAGGAGGAGUGCUCCUUUUUGCUCCUCUCCUUCUGUGCCCUCUAGUCUAGGGUUUUUGCCUUUUCCUUAUUUACUCUAAAAUUAAAAUAAAAA
This is a messenger RNA of Populus euphratica (Euphrates poplar), 1850 nucleotides long. RefSeq lists its product as uncharacterized. Gene Ontology annotation, molecular function: double-stranded DNA binding. The record is from RefSeq and is a predicted model, not a curated record. Lineage: Eukaryota; Viridiplantae; Streptophyta; Magnoliopsida; Malpighiales; Salicaceae. The transcript has 2 exons. Gene Ontology annotation, biological process: regulation of DNA-templated transcription. The coding region runs from base 180 to 1346 and encodes 388 amino acids.